GCUCGGUGUGUUUUUUUUGUACUGAGCGAGAGGACGGUCGUGUCUGGGUCCGUCUGAUCCAUUCAGCUUUAUAAAAGUAUCUUUUUGAUGGAGCUUAGUUUUCCUUUUGUGUGAGGUGACUUCGCCGUGUCGGCGCCCGCGCCGUUCAGGAUGGGAAAGCGGAGUUUCGGGGAAAGACCGGCGGGGAGAGACGAGCGGCCGGGGAAGCUGAACUCGGCGCCGCAGGUCCUGAGAGAAGGAAGGGGGAGCUCGCCGGAUUACGCAGAGCACAGUUUACUGGAGACUUCAGAUCUUAUAUAAAACACUGAGGCGAACAUUUUUACCUUCCUACGUUUUUACUUUCUCGUUUAAACAGACGUGAGGACUCGGGGCGAACGUUAAACCCGCUGUUGUUGUUGGUUGUUGUUCGGUUAACUUGACGCUACGUCGUGUCGGUUGCUUCGUGUUAUUUGUUUAUAGCCUGUUAGUAAGCUAGCUAGCUUAUAACCUUUAGCUAACGUUAGGUAACUAACCUUGUUCAAACGCUAAGACUGAAUAAGAAACACUUAGUUUUUUGUAUUUAACAGCAAACCUAGUUUUGUUUGUAGGUUAACUAGAUAAACUAUAGCUAGGUAACAACUUUUUUUUUUUUACCAAAUUAACACAAGCUAACUAGUUAACGUUAACUGUUGGACCGGUGUUCUGUCGAGUUAUGCUACCCUUCAAUAUGUGCUUGUAACUGACACUGCGCAUGCGCUGACACAUUGUUUAGUUUUUUUCAUUGGAUGCAUUUAUUUAAUUUUUUUCUAAAAUUCCUCUUCGCGUUUGCGUUGAACAUUUUCAUUUUUUUGGGAUUUGUGGCGUUUAUCUUUUAUCAAAAUAUCAUCCCUACUGUUUAGUUUGGGUUUAUUUAGAUCCUCCUAUGGAUAUACUUAAACUAUGGUAGCACGCUUUAACAAGAAAACACAAAUUGACAGGACACCGGAGCUUUCAGGGCCUUGAUAACCUCACCUACCACAGUCACAGUUCAGCCUACACAUGUAACUGAGAAACUUCAAUGGCUUGGGCUGUGUUGUGCUAUUUCUCUAGAGUAGAUAGUGUUUAUUUAGGUGUUGAUAUCAUUGUUAAUAACCGUUUUAAUUCGGGUUUAAAGUGGUUAAGUAGUCCACGAUAGUGUGAGCUGAGCUUAAUUAAGGUUAGUGCUAGGCUAAAAGGAACCUUGACCUGCGAUUGAGUUAGUUAACUAGAUAUUCAAUUACAUGACUGAAAGCUGCCAACUAAAAAAUACUACAUAGGUUGGCUAGCUAACUAAAUAGCUAAAAACGUCUGCACUUUUUUAGUUUUUAAAAAUUAAUUUAGCUAGCUAUUUAACUAUUUUGUUCAAUCACAUUCGUGGUUCAAACUCAGUUAUUUAGGUUAGCGUUAUCUAAGUUAAAAAAUCAUAAUGGAAACCAGCGUCCAGUCGUCCGCUCACUCCGAGCACUUCCAGCAGCACGAGUUGUCCAACCCCAGCGCCCCGGGCCUCUGCCCAGAAAUGCUGGAGGUGGCCGAGGAGGCUUGUCGGGCUGGUGAUUUCGACCUGGCCGUCGAGAUCUACUCCUCGCAGCUGACCGAGCUCCGGCAGCCUGACCGCGGCUUGUGCCUGCGGAAAGCGGACGCUCUGACUAAAGGUGGCCGCAUCCCUGAGGCGCUGGACUCGUACCGAGCCGCGGCGCAGGUCCGCCGGCUGCGGCCCGAAGAGCUCGGGCUGCUGGUGGAGAGCAUCGCCCGGGCUGUCCGCCUCAAGGAGCUCGGGGAGGGCUGGAAGCCGAAGCCGGGCGGGAGCAACAGUAGUAGGAGCAGCAGCAGUGGGGGAAGCGGUGGCUGCAACGACCUGGAGGAAGAGGAGCAUGUACAACAGCAGCCGCUUGACCUCUUCUCUUGCCAUAUCUGCAGGUGUCUGCUGGUGGACCCCACCACCCUGGAGUGCGGCCACACAUUCUGCAAGCGCUGCCUGGAGGAAGACCCCGCAUUGAAGCAGUGCAAGUCCUGCUGCUUGAAAAUGAAAGUGACUAAAGUGGACCCUAGCAGUGGGUUCAGGCUCAAUGUUGUUCUCAGCGGCCUGCUGGAGAAGUGGUUUGAAGCUGAGAGCAAGUCCAGGAGGUGCUGGAUGGAAGGGGAAAGCCUGUGGAAAAAACAGGAGCUCUCCAGCGCCCUGGAGAAAUACAACAAGGCUGUGGAACUAGCACCCUCGACGUCUAAGCUGCUGGCCCAGAGAGCCGAGCUCCAUAUGGACAUGAAGAAUUUCAGCCAAGCUAUCCAGGAUGGGGACAGCAUGUGUUGGCUCCAGCCAACGUCAGCAAAGGCUCAUUACAUCAAGGCCAAAGCAAUUCGCGGUGCUAAUCGCAGAGAAGAGGCCUUGCAGGAGUUAUUAUAUUGUGUAGCGCUUAAGUCAGACUGGGCGUCUGUGAAAAUGGAAGCACAGAAGGUCUUGUGUGAGAUGUUCUCUUCUGUAUUUGAGGAUGAUGGUCUGGAUACGCCUUUACAUCCACUUCAGGCUACAGGCCCCAACCCUCGCAUCAAACCUUUAGCUCUCCUCGACUCACUUCAUUCUUCCCUGCCUAGAGAUGGAGCUAGAGCUGGCUGCUCCAAGGACUCCCCACUCAGUAGCAGUAAAGCAUGUGACGUUGGCAGUUCCUCGUCCUUUCCCAAACCUGAUGGAAGCUUAGAAGACUCUAAGAGCCUGGCAGCUGUCCUCUCCUCACUGCCUGUACCUGCGGGUCUUAAGAGGAAGUCUCCUGGUGAUGCCAAUGCCUUUGGGCCACCAAGCAAACUUCUUAAACAAGAUCCAGCCUGCUCAUCCCAGACUCCUGUUCCUGUCUCAAAUGGCAGAAGGGAGGUACCUUCCCAGCUUCUGGACAGUUCAGAUAUGGAGUGUUCUUUGUGCAUGAGAUUAUUUUAUGAGCCUGUAACCACUCCCUGUGGACACACGUUCUGCCUCAAGUGUUUGGAACGCUGCCUGGACCACAACCCUAACUGCCCCCUGUGCAAGGAGAACCUCGCAGAGUAUCUGGCCACUAGAGGAUACAAUAAGACCUUUUUGAUGGAGGAGGUGCUUCAGCGCUAUCUGAGUGAGGAGCUGGAAGAGAGGAGGAAAGUUCACGAAGAAGAAAUGAAGGAGCUGUCAAACUUGAAUCUGGAAGUGCCUAUCUUUGUCUGCACAAUGGCAUUUCCCACAAUCCCCUGCCCGCUGCACGUGUUUGAGCCUCGCUAUAGACUGAUGAUCCGCAGAGCUAUGGAGACUGGAACGAAGCAGUUUGGCAUGUGUAUUUCUGAUGAACUAAAAGGGUUUGCGGAUUUUGGCUGCAUGCUGGAGGUGAGAGAUGUGAAGUUCUUCCCUGAUGGGCGCUCUGUGGUGGACACCAUUGGUGUGUCUCGCUUUAAAGUGCUUUCUCAUGGCCAGAGAGAUGGUUACAACACAGCAAAGAUUGAAUAUUUGGAAGACAAGAAGGUUGAGGGGGAGGAGCUGACAGAGCUGUUGAAGCUGCAUGAUUCUGUGUAUGAUCAGGCCACAGCCUGGUUCACCUCUCUCAAAGACAACAUGAAGAGCCAGAUCCUCAGCCACUUUGGCCACUUGCCUUCCAAGGACCCUGACCCACAGGGAAACCCCAGUGGUCCGGCUUGGUGUUGGUGGCUCCUGGCAGUACUGCCUCUGGAGAGCAGAGCCCAGCUCACCAUCCUGGCCAUGACCUCACUGAAAGACCGGCUCAUCGCCAUUCGCCGGGUCCUCAUUUUUGUCACUCGCAAGCGCCCUCGAUGACCACAGCUUUCAUUAUAGCCUUCAUCACCACCAUCAGCAUCAUAAUCAUCGUUAUUAUCAUGUUGUUCAUCAACAUGAGUAACAGGUAGCAGCCCACUGAAGCGGCUUCCAUUGACUGUGGGUGUGUGUCACGUUCAGCUGUGUGUCUUUACUGUAGGAGAAGUACUCAUUCUGCACCUAGUAUGGACUGACUUCUACAACAGAUUGUUUGUUGCUCUGUCAGCGUAACACUUGCUCUUGCUUUAUGCUCUGCCUCGACAAAGGCAGUAUCUCUUGUAGCUUCUUGCAGACUUUGAGUCUGCUCAACUAAAAUCACCUAAAAAAAAAUAAGAACAUUUUGUAUAGAUUCCACUUCUGCUUUUGUGCCUCUUCUUUUUUUUGGUGUGUAUGGCUGACCAAAUGCUUCUCAUGGGCCUUCAAGCACCUUUACUGGCCUGACGGCUUGGUUGUGUUUUCCGAGAAUCCCUGCACUUUAAACGUUUACAUGCAGCAUUUCCGCACCCUUAAAGAAAAGUCCCCAGAGUCACAGGUUUCAAGGCUGAAAUUGUACCAGUCUUCAUUGUAGAAUAACGUUUGUAAUCUACUGUUAGUAAAGUUGACCUAUUUGUUAUGUAAUGUCAUCAUGUUAUAAAUGGCAGUUUAAUCAAAGCUGAAUUGGCCAAGUGGGAGAAUGCGAUCAAAUCAUCGCCAUUAGAAAUGGACAAACUGAUUUGUCUGUGUAUCUGCGAAAAGAUUUAACUGGAGAUGGGCUGAUAUUUGUCGAAUUAGCCAGUCCUGUGUCAGGGGAAGCCACUAGAUGACAAUACAGAGCUGGUAAAAUGCUGUAGACACAGUUUAUGUAGUCUCUGCUCUGUUCAGUCUUUCAGUCUGACUUUCCUUGGAAGUUGGAAUACUGAAAGCAUGAGCUGUUUGGGAAUAUUGUACAAACAUCUCAAUAGAACUUCACACAGUAUUAUUUUAAGAUCGCAAUGUGUGCAUAGUGUAUGAAAAGAAAGCUCUGCUAAGAUCUCUUGGUGGAUCCAUGGUGGAACAAUGUGGUCACACUUUUUAUGCAAUAAUAAUAAAAAUAAUAAUAAUAAUAAUAGAUAUGCUAUUGAAGAAAUUACACUGAUUAUACACUCUCAUAGAAAGUGCUCAAAUGUUUCUUUAAGUGGUGCUCUGCUAUAGAAGAACCAAGAACCAAAUCUUCACAUCAACAAGCGAAGGUUAUUUAACCCCUUAGACACAAUACUGUACAUAAACUGAAACCUCUUUCACAUGCCUGUUAUGACAUUAGAAUCAUGUAUACCUUCAGUUUUAUUGUACCCAAAAUAGAACUCUGUGGGUCUCAACAAUAUACAGUUAGUAAAUUAAACUAUGGAUGGGCAAAUUUGCUAAACGACAAUAACUGAAAACCCCUCUCGAGAGUGCAUCACUCAGCCCAGUAGUAAAUGUUGAAACGCAUUAGAGCUAACAAACACCACUUACCACCCAAAUAAAAUGCACUCCAGGCAGACCAUAAGAAUUAACUGCUACCAAAAGUACAGAGUCAUCUGAAAUAUAUUUAAAGGGUUUUUUGUUAGAUAAUUAUCACAAUAUUGAUCUCAGUUUAUUAAAAAAAAGAAAUACAUUUUGUUCUUAAAUCUAAGUUAAAUGGCAGUUCUAACAAUAAUGUACAACUUUAACCUCUAGUGGGCGGGGUUUAAACGAUACAAAUUGAGCCACUGUCUAUCCACAAUGUGCUCAGAUACAACAGACAUGGUUUAUCAAGAUACAUCUACUAUUCAAAACAUGGUCCUGUAUGGAACCAGCAGUGGUUCUUCAAUAUGGCAUUGCACACAGAAAUAUUUGUAUCUGUUUUUCUUUUUUUAUGAGUGUAAAGGGAGAAAAAUCAGAGCUGGAAAAGUACAAUUUUCUACUUUUCCAUUUUGAAAUAUAGGGAUCAUGCGUAUUGAUUUAUGGGUGUACAGUACAGUUAUGUUUUUGUCAUAUAAUGUAUGAAAGAUGAGGAUUGUUGUUCUGCAUGCAUUGGCGUGAUAUGGGUAAGUGGCCAUUAAAGAGGUAAUUCAUUGGUCCACUUUAUCACUCUUUACCACCUGCAUUCAUCUAAAAACAUGAAGGACAUAAAUGUGUAUAAAGACGUGUGAAGAUGUACUUUGGAAUUGUUCUAGUCACUAAUUCCCGUGUGUGUAUUGUAGUAUAUAAUGUAGUUUAUUUGUGUGUGGUGCACCGUUUUGUGGACAGAUUUGCCUGUUUGUCCAUGUGACUCAUCUGUGUACAGACAAAUCGGAGGCCUUCGACUCUUUUUCUUUUUCUUUUUGUUUGUUUUUUUAAACGUGAAUGUCUUUCUUUUCUUUUGUGGUGUUGGACUCCCUCUUUCAUGUGUAUCUAUUCUUUUUUUUUUUCUUCUUUUUUUUCUUUUUUUUUCAUGUACCAUCUCCUGUUGGUAUCUACACAAAUGCUGCAUUUUUUCAUGUAAAUUUGUAUGUUAAGAUGAAAUUAAACUUAAUUUUGUAUUUUAAAUCAA
Messenger RNA from Astyanax mexicanus (Mexican tetra), 6284 nucleotides. RefSeq names its product LON peptidase N-terminal domain and ring finger 2 (gene lonrf2). Gene Ontology annotation, molecular function: protein binding. The transcript has 12 exons. The coding region runs from base 1424 to 3778 and encodes 784 amino acids. The record is from RefSeq and is a predicted model, not a curated record. NCBI's taxonomy places the organism in Eukaryota, Metazoa, Chordata, Actinopteri, Characiformes, Acestrorhamphidae.